This is a messenger RNA of Phytophthora nicotianae INRA-310, 201 nucleotides long. RefSeq lists its product as hypothetical. The coding region runs from base 1 to 201 and encodes 66 amino acids. The transcript is spliced from 2 exons. Lineage: Eukaryota; Oomycota; Peronosporomycetes; Peronosporales; Peronosporaceae. The record is from RefSeq and is a predicted model, not a curated record.
AUGGCACCCGCGCUGAAAAGGAUUCGUUUGGAGCAAUGCAAUGGUAGUGGAUUUGCUCGAGAUGCGGUUCAACGACGAAGAGGUGAAAAGGCGCAUAGAAUCAGCGGACACAAGCAUGAAGAAGCGCUUGGCUUGGCAAUACUGCGCGACUCACCUGUCGGAGAAGCUGAACGUUGUUCUGAGCGGAACAUAGAAAACUGA